Ruditapes philippinarum (Manila clam) is the source of this 1499-nucleotide messenger RNA. Its product is annotated as transcription factor HES-4-B-like. The record is from RefSeq and is a predicted model, not a curated record. Gene Ontology annotation, cellular component: nucleus. The transcript has 3 exons. Lineage: Eukaryota; Metazoa; Mollusca; Bivalvia; Venerida; Veneridae. Gene Ontology annotation, biological process: regulation of neurogenesis; anterior/posterior pattern specification; regulation of transcription by RNA polymerase II. Gene Ontology annotation, molecular function: RNA polymerase II cis-regulatory region sequence-specific DNA binding; protein dimerization activity; DNA-binding transcription factor activity, RNA polymerase II-specific. Bases 125 to 1147 code for a protein of 340 amino acids.
UCUGCCCGAGGUUAUAAAUACAAAUCUAAAACCACUUGUAGAUUUAGAUUUACUUCAGUUUUCUAACCGUUCACACACUGACACAUUGAAUAUUGUACAAUUAAACAAGUUGCUUUAAAGUGCUAUGUCUGACACUGUCAACGAAAAUAGGAUUAUGAAUUCACCAAACAAAAUGGAGAAAAAAGAUUCUGCUUAUAAAAGGAGUAAUAAACCGUUUAUGGAAAAGAAAAGAAGGGCACGCAUUAACAACUGCCUGACACAGCUAAAGACGUUGGUGCUUCAAGCGAUGAGAAAAGAUACAAACCAGUACUCAAAGCUUGAGAAAGCGGAUAUCCUGGAAAUGACGGUAAAACACUUACGUCAGCUUCAGCGUCAACAGGUAUCACAAGCUAUGACCUGCGACCCGACUGUCGUCACCAAAUACAAGGCCGGGUUCAACGAAUGUGCGAACGAGGUCAUGAGGUACCUUGGAUCAGUUCAAGGCGUCGAGGGGGAAACCAGAAAUAGACUGAUGAGCCAUUUAGGCAACGUUGUAACUCAGUUAAAUAGUCAGACAUCCGAACAAUGUCAGCAACCGCUUAAUGUUCAAAUUCCUCACCAAUCAAAUCAGCAAGGACUACAUAGUGCUCAAAAUGGUUGUCUUCUUAUGCCAGCCGUUCAUACAUCGCCAUUAGUGCUUCAGCAAGUACAAAACUUAAACGUUUCAAACAUGUACAAUCAGGGACAAAACUCACAACAGCAUCCACAACGUACAGCAGGAAAUACUGCUCAGCUGUGUGGUUCAUUUCAAAUAGUGCCCAACACAAACUCUCCGUCCGCUGUUGCGGUGUACCUCGGACAAUCUCAGCCGAUGCAACAAAAUGUUCAUUCCACCUCAGCUCCGGUUUGUAACCAAGCUGUACCACUAUAUACCUCGAGAUCUCCACCAAGAACAAAAGCAAGCAUGAAAGCUUACGAUUCUUCCGCGUUUUCUCAAGUAUCGAACUCAGACAUUUCAGAUACUUCGUCGUCGCCAUCUUGUUCACCCUCAUCACAUGAAAUGACGUCAUAUACAGCGUCUCAAAUGGACAUUAAUUUACAGGGACUUGUUAAAUUUGGUAGGACACCGAGUCCAUUAAAAGUUGAAGAUGUUUGGCGGCCUUGGUAGACUUCUGGACUUAAUAUUAAUUGAUUAUACAAAAAGUUUUUAAUUGCUUCCAAAUUCGUUAUUAAAAUGGUUUGACAUUGCAAUCUCUCAUAUCCAUUGGAAGACAAUAGACUCGUGCAGAAUGUCUUUUGACAUGACUGCCUCAUAUUUUCAUUAUAUAACCACACAAUGUUAAUGUACACGAGGUUAUAAUACAAUUUACAAACAUUUUAGUGCUUUGUCCUGGAGAUAAACUUUUACACCAUUAUUAUUGAUUAAUAUGUAAAAAAAGUGCAUUACUUGUGUUUAAAAUGUUAUGUUUAUUAUGUUUGUUUUUUACGAUUGUUGCGAAAUAGAAAAUAUGAAAACCCUA